Messenger RNA from Spodoptera littoralis (African cotton leafworm), 2058 nucleotides. NCBI's taxonomy places the organism in Eukaryota, Metazoa, Arthropoda, Insecta, Lepidoptera, Noctuidae. The record is from the annotation of a GenBank genome assembly.
AUGCGGUUAAGAAGUAGGAAGAGGGAGCGGCCGCUCUCAGGUAAACGGAGUACAAAGGUAACAAGCCUCAAGAAGCCAGUCAAGCCUGUCACCAAGCCACCAAACGCUUGGAAGGCCAUCCUCAAGCGUGAGGUGAAAAAUGUGGUGUCUGAGACACCGCAACUCUGCAUCACUCGGUCUCAGAAACUAAAAACUCGUCCCGUCAGAAUCAAGUUGAACAUGGAGAAACCAUCCGAGACUAUGCACAAGAAGGCCAAGCACAAAGAUGAUAACCGCACAAAGAAACCAAUCUUUCAGACUGUUGUACGGAGUUCUACAAAAGAUCCUGUGUCCUCGUCUACUGCAGUGAAAGGGAAGCCACAGAAUGAUAAGAUCACUACUACUUCAAAGACCAAAGAGGUCCGUACAACAAAGAGUGUACAGUUAAGACAUAGUUCAUUGAACCGAGAGCUUAAAAAGACUGAAACUAUAUCUUCAGCAAUGAGUUCUCCUCGCAAGACGAGGCGUAUGGAUAAAACUGACAAAUCAGCUUCGUUAAAUAGCUCUCCAAUUAGGAAGGUUCGUCAAAUUGGUCUGAUUACGCCUAAAGUAACAAAAUCCUCAGUGAGUUCUACGAAUGAGAGUCCAAAGAAGAAGACUAAGAAGGUGCCUGUAGUGCCAGAGUCCAAUUGUUACUCUGAAGAUAAUGAUGUGACCAUGUAUGAGGCUCAUACAACUACUUUUGUGGACUUUCCAACGCAGAAGUCAGAGGAAUCUGAUUCGGAUGGGCACGUAGAGUCAUCGGAGUUGUGUCUUCCAAAUGAUUGCUUGAAUGAUUUCAUGGCUAUUACGGACUGUGCUAGCUUGAUAAAUGAUGAGUUGCCAGCUACAGAGGAGGAUAUUAACUUCCUUGCGGACAAGGCAGCCAGAGUGAUGACUACGGAGAAGGCUGAGGAGAGGACAUCAAGGACUAACUCAGUGGACAAGCGAGUGAUGAAACGCAGGAAGUCCAGCAAUGACUUGGAGAUGUACCAGCCUACGUCCACUACUGACGAUUUGGAUAAUUGUUCCGACUUCUUGACUAAUGGAGAGAAAUAUGUGCAGCCGGACUUCGUAACGAUGCUAGAGCAGGACGGCUACGUCAGAGACUCUGAGUGCGAGAUAUCUUCAACCUGUGACACACAGGGCACCGCUAUAGAGAGCCUGGAGGCCCUGUCUGCGAGGAGCCCUAGUUCAGGGUUCCUGGCGGAGAUCAGCCAGAGCUUGGCGGCUGAGGCUGCUGGAUGGAACGGGACGGACAUCUCGGCGGACGAUCCCGCGCUUGCCUGCCACGACGAGCAGUCACCGACAGACAUAGAGGAGGAAGCUGGCGACGUGAUAUCGUCGUGCAGCAACCGCGUGGAUUGCGAGCAGAUGUCCACCUGGGACGCCUUCGACCCGUACCUCUUUAUAAAACAGCUACCGCCAUUGGAGACAGUGGCCACCGGAGCUUUACGAGCGCGGUACCCCGCCCUGCCACUCAAAACUAGGACCAGCCCCGAUUUCAGUCUUGUCCUGGACCUGGACGAGACGUUGGUGCACUGCUCGCUGCAGGAGUUGCCCGACGCCAGCUUCAACUUCCCCGUACUAUUCCAGGACUGCCGAUAUACUGUUUUCGUCCGCACUCGUCCCCACUUCGCGGAGUUCCUGUCGCGCGUGUCGCGACUGUACGAGGUGAUAUUGUUCACUGCCAGCAAGCGAGUCUAUGCCGACAGACUGCUUAACCUGCUCGACCCGUCGCGGCGGUGGAUUAAAUACAGACUAUUCCGCGAGCACUGCCUGCUGGUGAACGGGAACUACGUGAAGGAUCUCUCCAUCCUCGGCCGAGACCUGCGCAAGACUGUCAUCGUCGACAACAGCCCACAGGCAUUCGGCUACCAGCUAGAGAACGGUAUCCCGAUCGACAGUUGGUUCGUGGACCGCAGCGACAACGAACUGCUCAAACUACUGCCCUUCCUCGAACAUCUCGCCACUAAAGACGACGUACGUCCGUACAUAAGAGACAAAUACAAACUGUUCAGCUACCUGCCGCCGGACUAA